Pogoniulus pusillus (Red-fronted tinkerbird) is the source of this 2465-nucleotide messenger RNA. RefSeq lists its product as uncharacterized. The transcript has 9 exons. The record is from RefSeq and is a predicted model, not a curated record. The coding region runs from base 1267 to 1986 and encodes 239 amino acids. Lineage: Eukaryota; Metazoa; Chordata; Aves; Piciformes; Lybiidae.
GGAAAGCUGUGCUGCUUGGUAUGCCUCAGAAGUCUGGAGGAACAUAACUUGAGUGCUUUGGCUCAUGGUCUCAGAGCAGGACCAGGACAGUGUCUGUCCCCCUGUCUGCAGCACUGAAAUUCCACCUAUGAACUUUUCUCCCAUUUUGAAACUGAGAGAGAAGAAGAACAUGUGUAAAGACUCUUGUCACAUCAGAACGGGAAAGGCUUUAUGGAGAGACCACACUGAGCCUGCGCAGGUUAAAAGAGAGCUAGAAGCCUUGUAUACAUGCUGGAGGUGAUCUUUCCAGGCAAGUGCAGGUGUUACCUGAAGGAAGGGCACAAGAUAAAGGAAAUAAAGAAGCUUUCCACCUGCCUUAUUAGUCCCUGCCGAGAAGAUAAGCUGAAGCACAGAAGACCACAGUGUGUGUGAAAUACUGCAGAACAGGUCCUUGAAGCCUUCAUUUCAUGGUCAGAGCUAAUAAAUAACAUUUUCUCUAUUAAAGAAAGUGUCUGAUUGAAAAAUGAAUACCUACAGUGUGAAUCUCAAACUGCCAUGACAAGGAUAUUGAGCAUUAUCUUACUCUCUGCCCUCCCUCUGAUCCUGGCUGCUGCUGCCAGGCUGUGACAGGCAGCAGUUCAGCUGAGCAGCAGAGCUGCUGAGUCAUGAAUGUUUCGGCAGGUUAUCUCUCAUCACCAAUCCCUGCCCAGGGCACAGGCUGAGCUCAGUGCUGUAGGUUGUUGUUCUAUGCUGGAGCUUUCUGAGACAAGUUGCUAGCAGACCCAGGAGCAGAUCUCAAACCCAGACCACUGAUCUCUCUUGCAAUACACAGGUUUGCUACACUCGUUCCUCGGAAAGCAGGUUCCUGUGAGGUUUUUAUAGGAGUGUGGCUUUUACCCUGCUUUGCAGCUGUGGGCUCCCAUGCAGGAGCGUGGACUUGCCUUGUCUGGGCGACUGAGUGCCUGCCAGCAUGUGAAAUGAAAGUGAAAAUGCAAGUUACUUAACAAAACGGGAGAAGCUGCUGAGCAGCAGGUCCACACUCGAGGAUCCAAGUGGCUUCUGCAUCUCCUGUGGAGGGCUCUGGAGGAGGACCUGAACGAACUGGAGCUGGCCAGGCUGCUUGGGUGAAUGGAGAAGGGAAGAGCCGCUGGAAGGAAGACGAAGACAGACCGCAGGAAUCAGCCUGAGGAGAAGACUGAAGGAGGAGUCUGGUGAGCAUCCCCUGGGAUUGUGGAACAUCUAAGAGGGCAUCCAGCACUGCUGGAACUGAGCUCCUGGGGCAACCCGAUGGACUCUCUCCAGUCCAUGCUGUUAUGUUUUCUGCUUCUGACUGUUGCUCCCGGUUCCAGUGUUGCCAUGCCCAGUGCCAAACAGGAUGAGAGGACACCAGGCUCUUUCCCUGGCGAAACAGCUGUGACAGUCUAUCUCUGCAGGGGCUGCGAGCGCAGUGUGUGCGACACACGGAAUUAUGAAAGCUAUGAAAAAAUCAUUGAUACACAAAAUGAGACAACUUCACAUGGAGCAUUUCGUUUGGAGACCACCAAGACAUGCAUCAGGCUGUGCUAUCAGCACCCAACAUAUAUUCCUGAAGGAGUACUUGCCAUUGUCUGGCAAAGACCCGAUGGAAUAGGAGACUUGUGUGGCACUGUGAAUUCUGAAGCUUCCUCAGAAAAUGUAAUGGGUAGCAUCACUGAAACUUGCUGUGAAGCAGAGAUAAAAGUCACUCAGUACAACAUGCACCUGAAGUGCUACACUGAAAAGGUAGCUAACAAAGACAGAAAACUAAGUGCUGACACCCCCGAGGAAGAAAAUAAUCGAGAGAGAGCUCAGUCUGUCACUGAUGAACAGAGCAGCAGCAGUGUCAUUGUCGCCCCAGCAGUGGUUACGUUUGUAGUGUGCGGAGCAGCCCUGGCAGUGUAUUGUGCUCGACGCAGGAGGAGUGGUCGAGGUAUUUUCCUCUUCAGUUCUGAAGCUGUUGGGCUCCCAACAUACCUCACACCUAUCUGAGAGACAUCUACAGAUGAGUGCACCAGGCCACUGUGCCAGCAUCCUCCUCCUCAGUGCUGACAUACAGCCUUGGGCUGAAGAGCCAGAGCUCAUUUUAUACAAGACACCUUCACCAAAUACAACCAUUCCCUGGGGCCUGUGGCUGCCACAGCUGUGCAACUUCACAGGCAACACAAAAAGCUUCCUGAAUCUCCCACAUUCUGCUGGUACUUCGCUGAGGAUGGAAGUCAUUGCGAUGUGUGGCUGGCUCAGCAGCACAGGCUGAAAUGAGAUGAAUUCUCACAAUGGAUUUCACGACUGAAUCUCUCAGUUCAUCUGAAAUAGAGAGCUGCAUCUGUGCUCACGAGGGAUAUGCUGAACCCUAAGGCAGAUGCCCUCUUCCUGUCUUCCAUUUUGUAACGUGGCAGUGUGCCCAUAGGCCUUAAUUUUUUACCUCCCAGGUGGUCUCUAAAUCCAAUAAACUAUUUUUGUACCUUUGA